Messenger RNA from Ruditapes philippinarum (Manila clam), 2325 nucleotides. Its product is annotated as heme transporter FLVCR2-like. The transcript has 10 exons. Lineage: Eukaryota; Metazoa; Mollusca; Bivalvia; Venerida; Veneridae. The record is from RefSeq and is a predicted model, not a curated record. Gene Ontology annotation, cellular component: membrane. Gene Ontology annotation, molecular function: heme binding; heme transmembrane transporter activity. Gene Ontology annotation, biological process: transmembrane transport; heme export.
AUGUGGUUCACAUAUGUUAUUUAUUGUUUGCAGCCCUGUUCGUUCAGCAACAAUUACCAAUGGAUUCAUUUAAAAUCAUUGGGAAUGUAAUUAAUAAAAUAUUACAACGAGAGUCUCCCGGAAGACUCUUUCCAACAAGAGACUGCGAUAGACUGGUUAUCAAUGAUUUACAUGUUAGUUUACAUUCCCCUGAUAUUUCCUGCAACGUGGCUGCUUGACAAGAAAGGCCUUAGAGUGAAUAUGAUCUGCGGAGCGUUCCUGAACGCUUUAGGCGCUUGGAUUAAAUGCGCAUGUGUAUCAUCUGACAGGUUUCCGGUCCUUAUGUUUGCCCAGACGCUUUGUGCAAUUGCGCAGAUAUUUAUUCUAGGAAUUCCGGCUCGUCUUGCAGCUGUCUGGUUUGGUCCAAACCAAGUGUCAACCGCAACUUCUAUAGGUGUCUUUGGCAAUCAGGUUGGGUGUGCAACAGGGUUUCUUAUACCUCCGUUACUUGUUCGUAAUAGCGAAUCUUUAUCUGAGAUUGGUAAAGGACUUAGUACCAUGUUUUACAUGUCAGCUGGUGUUACUACCGCACUUUUCAUUGUUAUACUGAUAGUGUUUAAAGCGAAACCCCCGACUCCCCCUAGUCAUGCUCAGAUGCUCAUAGAGCAAGGAGAUAGCCAGGAAAACUAUUUUACCUCACUCAGGAAUCUGUUCCAUAACUCGAAUUUUAUUUUAUUGUUCCUAACGUAUGGUAUAAAUACCGGAAGUUACUACGGCAUCGGGACGCUCCUCAACCCCGUCAUACUCCACUAUUUCCCGGGACAUGAAGAGAACGCUGGUCAGAUAGGGCUAGAUCUUGUACUAGCUGGUAUCGUCGGUGCUAUUGUUGCUGGAAUUUGGUUGGACAAAACUAAAUCAUUCAAACCAACUACUGUAGGGAUUUAUUUCUUAUCAAUGAUAUGUAUGAUUGUAUUUACGUUUACAAUGGAUGUAGAUCUGAUCUGGGUUGUGUUUAUCACUGCGGGGGCUUUAGGGUUUUUUAUGACAGGCUACCUACCGGUUGGGUUCGAAUUUGCGGCUGAAAUCACGUAUCCGGAAUCUGAGGGUACAUCGUCCGGUCUUUUAAAUGCAUCUGCCCAGACGUUUGGUAUUAUUGUCACCAUUGGGAUGCGUGCAUUGAUGAACCAAGUGAGCGUUUUGUCAGCAAAUAUUACCGUAUCAGGGAUUCUUCUAGUUGGAACAAUAAUGACAGCAUUUAUCAAAGCUGAUUAUAGACGCCAGGAGGCCGGUAAAAGUGCUGUGGAAUAUGUGGACCAUGACAAUAUAAAUGUGAAUAUAACUGAUGAAAAUACAGGAUUGAAGAUGGCAAACAUGAAAAAAUGAUGAACCAGUUGUGUUAGCUUCAGUCAACUGUACGAGAUCUAUUUCCAUAAUCAUUUGUUAGCCGGUUUCAGUUAUUUUUUUAUUUUCGUUAUUAGAUAUUACAUGUACCUCGUUACCUCGCUUAGUUACUUUUCUUUCCGUUUCAUUUUUCAAAUUAAAGCCAGGUGUUGUAACCUUUACUAUUUUCAUUAUUAGUUGUUUCCCAGCUUAUGUUACUUUUAUUGUUUCUAUGAUCAGAUCUUAGUUUGUUUUACUGACAUUAGUUUUCACCAUCAUUUACGGUAUUACAGCGCUUUAGUUACUUUUUUUGUAUCAGAUGUUAGUCUAAUUUAGUUACUUAAAUUAAUUCCUUAAUAGUCUGCUUUAGUUACUUUUACUGUUUUCGUGAUUUGAUAUUACCGCGCUUUAGUUACUUUGUCUUUAGUUACUUUUGUCGUUGUUUGUCUGAUUUAGUUACUUUCUAUUAAUUUCGUUAUUAGAUGUUAUAGACUGUUUUAGUUAUGUUAAGAGUUUUCAUGAUCUGAUAUUUCUCAUCUUUACUUACAAUUAUUGUUGAAACCACUCUUAAAUUUAUUUUUACUGUUUUAGUGAUGUAAUAAUUCCCCGCUUUAGUUACUUUAUUUUCGUGAUAGCGUGGUUUAGUUACUUUUGUCAAGUUACACAGAAGAGGUCAUAUGGCGACUUUUCAGGUUCCCCGUUUGGGUAAGACCUCAGGUGCCCUUCCGUGCCUUAUUUCAGACUCGAAUCGACACCUGAGUAGAACCACCGACGUUUCGUAAGCUUGCUGGAUAGCUUCGUCACAUGAAAUAAUCUGACGUCUGUUGCGGGAUUCGGAAUUACAGCGGUGAGGAGCAAGUGUUAGAAGUCAACGACCUUAACCACUCGGCUACGGAUGCCCCUAUAAGUUUUUUUAUAAGUAAGGAAGUAAUAUGAUCUAGAAAUAAACAAGCAUGCUUUAUCACA